UUAUCAAAACCUCACUCAUAAACUGACGGUUGAAUCUCUUUGGAGGAUUUUGGUAUUCGGGGAUGUGAAAGAUAGCUCUAAUACAAUCAUUGUCGGGAUGUUCAUUGCAUCGACAGAGUUCGUUUGAGUUCUAAUUAGAUACGUUGUCUUGUUUCAAACCAAUUGAAUUAGUUAAACAACAGUUUAAUGGCUCUUACACUAUUCAGAGGCAUUCAAUCUCGCCCAUUAUUACCACGUCCCUCCACCUUCAUAACAAGAAAACACGUUUUCUUCUGUUCAAUGCAAAACACACAAACCGAAACAACAACAACCACAACAAAAACAAAACAACAAACUCACUCAAACUUCACAGAAACACCUCGAGCAAAAGCGGUUGAAAAAGUACUAAAAGAUUAUGAAGCAAUCAUCGGUAUAGAAACACACGUCCAGCUGGCAACAAUGACAAAAGCCUUUUGUAGCUGUGCUUACAGUUACGGGUCACAACCAAAUUCAUGUAUUUGCCCCGUUUGUAUGGGUUUACCCGGUGCUUUACCCGUUUUGAAUUCCAAAGUGAUAGAGUAUGCAGUGAUGCUUGGUGUUGCACUCAAUUGCAAGUUGUCUUUGAAUUCAAAAUUUGAUAGGAAACAAUACUUUUAUCCUGAUCUUCCUAAAGGGUAUCAAAUUUCACAAUUUGAUAUUCCAAUUGCUACAAACGGGUUCAUUGAUUUGGAUCUUCCACUUGAAUUUGGUGGAGGGCAUAGAAGGUUUGGGAUUACUAGGGUUCAUAUGGAGGAGGAUGCAGGGAAGCUUCUUCACACGGGAUCCAGGAGUUAUUCUCAGGUUGAUUUGAACAGAGCAGGGGUACCUUUACUUGAAAUAGUUUCUGAACCUGAUAUGAGAACUGGAAUUGAGGCUGCAGAAUAUGCUGCAGAAUUACAAAGGGUAGUGAGAUAUUUGGGGGUUAGUAAUGGAAAUAUGCAAGAAGGAUCACUUCGUUGUGAUGUCAAUGUUUCCAUUCGUCCAAUUGGCCAAUUAGAAUUUGGCACCAAGGUGGAGAUAAAGAAUCUGAAUUCAUUUUCAGCAAUGAGUAGAGCUAUUGAUUUUGAGAUUGCAAGACAAGCAGCAUUAUAUAACCAAGGGCAAGCUGAGGAAAUUGUACAAGAAACACGUCUAUGGGAAGAAGGAGCUCAGAAAACAGUUACAAUGAGGAAAAAGGAAGGACUUGCAGAUUAUCGAUAUUUUCCCGAACCCGAUCUUCCAGAAGUUAUAUUCACAGAAGAAUAUGUCAAUGGAAUCCGUGAUUCCUUACCUGAGCUUCCGGAAUUGAAAAGAAGAAGAUAUGAGGAAAUGGGUUUAAGCAUGCAAGAUGUCCUUUUUCUUGCCAAUGAUGUGAAUGUUGCAGAUUUUUUUGAUGCCACAAUUGCUAAAGUACCUGAUGUAAAAUUAGCAGCUAACUGGAUCAUGGGAGAUAUUGCUGCAUACAUGAAGAAUGAAAAGUUGUCUAUAAAUGAAAUAAAACUUAGCCCUCAAGAAUUAAGUGAGUUGAUAGCUUCUAUAAAAAGUGCAACUAUUAGUGGAAAGAUAGGGAAAGAGAUACUCCUUGAACUUAUGGAAAAGGGUGGAACUGUUAAGGGACUUAUCAAAGAGAAAGAUCUUGUACAGAUAGUUGACCCUGUUGAGAUUGAGAAAAUAGUUGAUAAAGUAAUUACUAAUAACCCAAAGCAAUUGGAACAAUAUCGUGGAGGUAAAACCAAGCUGCAAGGUUUUUUUGCAGGGCAGGUGAUGAAAGAAUCAAAGGGAAAAGCAAAUCCAGGGCUUGUGAACAAAAUUCUUCUUGAAAAAUUAAACGCCAAAAACUGAUUCGAUUGUGUAGCCAUUUCUUUUUCGGAUGAAACCCCACCCAAGAGUUGUUACUUGUUACCUAUGAAAACAAGGCAAAGGACUUUUUCGUAUUUUACAAACCACAAGAAAUUGGAGAUGUAUUUUUUUUAGAUUAUAGGUUGCAAUUGUAUUUGACAUUCAUCUUGAAUAUUGUUUCUUACAAUUUAUUGCAGCUAAUGCUAAACAAGCUAGUUUUUU
Molecule: messenger RNA, 2058 nt
Organism: Lactuca virosa
Lineage: Eukaryota; Viridiplantae; Streptophyta; Magnoliopsida; Asterales; Asteraceae
Source: the annotation of a GenBank genome assembly